Molecule: messenger RNA, 1328 nt
Organism: Acanthoscelides obtectus
Lineage: Eukaryota; Metazoa; Arthropoda; Insecta; Coleoptera; Chrysomelidae
Source: the annotation of a GenBank genome assembly
UCCUCCAAUACAGUUUCAAAUUCAAAUAAUAGUCAUCCUAAUAAACCAGGUCCCAGUUCAGUAUCUAGAGUUUUAUUCAUUGACCCUCCUUCUGGAGAGGCUACCACAAAUCCAGCCCCUUCUGAACAGAAUGAAAAUUCCAGUGUUAUUCUGGAAGAUCAAAACAUUGAAAUCGGUGGAAGUGGCCCUAGAACAGAAUCUAAUUAUUUAGAUAAAUUUUUUUGUUAGAGAAGGGCUCUCGCAUAUUAACAAGGUCUGGUACCUCAAAGAAGGAAUUGAGCCCUAAGGAAUCAAUUAUCUAUAUAAAGUCCACCGGAAUGUUUGCUCAAGGCUAUCCAAAUUAAAAUCAAUUUUCAUUGUCGCUGGGGUUGACAAAUCAAACUAUUUCAAAUUUGUUGAAGGCUGCCAAAUAUCAAUUAGAUCUGUUAUGUCACUAUGGAGGGAUCUCAAGGAGAAGGACUUGAAAUAUCUUUGUUUGAGAAAUUUAAAUCAAGAUUCCCUGGAAAAUUUAUUUGGUCAAGUAAGACAGCAUGGUAUCUUCAAUUCAAAUCCCACCAGUCAUCAGUUGUUGCUGCCUUAAAAACAGUAAUUAUUAAUAAUUUCAGCACACCUUUUUCUAAAGGUAAUUGUGAAAUCGAUUUUUGUGAUACUUUGGUCGAUUUCAGUGACUUUUUGGAUAAAUAUGACCAAAGUAAUAAUACAGUGCUUGAUUUAAACCCUGAGAUUCUAAGUGGCUCUGACAUGGAAAUAAUGGACAGUUCUGUUGAAUGGAAUCCUUCAAAUGGUUAUGUGGCUGGGUACAUUUUGGACAGACUCAAAAUUGAUAGUAAUUGUGAAUCCUGUGCAAUGUUAUUUGCUGUGGUUGUCACUGAAAAACAUCUAUUUGAGACGUUUAAAGAGCAUGAUGAGGAAACACGAUUGAAGUAUGCAAUUGAAGAUUUAAUUAACCUGAUUGGUCUUUUGGAUAUAUGCAUUUUUAGAGCAGCAUGGUACAGAAGACCAACUGGAAGCUAAAUUUAAACAGAAGUAUUCCUGCAUCCUUCAAAAUUACAGCUUUCGUCAGCAGCAUGAUGUGGCAAACGGUAUAAUUGAAGAAACUGCUCGGUUGGGAAUUUACAAAUAUGUAAAGAGAAAUUCUUUGAAAAGGGGUGGUUAGACUACUAAUAGUCAUAUAUCAACAAAUAAGAAAUUCAAGACAGCUAAAGUCAGUUGCAGCAUCCUUGGGAGGGAGCAGUUGGACGAAGAAUAAUUAUUUAUUUUGUUACUCCCUCUAAUUUUAAAGCGAUGAGGAGCUUUUGGUUUUAGGUAUGAGGAAUGUCUUGUUCAUU